CGAGAAUUUCAGCCAGGGGUUGUCUGCCAUGGUGAGAGCUGUCGGAAAGCGCCGCUGGUGGAUCCCUCCCAUGGUGCAAAACAUCACCGCUGCUCUCGAGGACCAGGAGUUUGCCGGAGUGCCACAAGUAGCGGCAGCUAUCUACAUCGAGCUGCUCAGCUGCCGUCUGCAGGUCUAUCCCUGUGAAGAAACACUGGAGCAGCUCCUCACCUGGAUGAAACAUGACCACCUGCAAGUCCGGAAGCUCAGCGCCAGAGGAAUAUCCCUGCUUCUGGACUCGGACAUGGACCCUUCGCUUCUGCGGCUGUUGCUGCUGGAUUCCCUCCCUUGUGCAGAAGCCGAUGUCCUCCCAGACUUGAUGAACCUGGUAGACCAAGCCUAUCUCUCCAGGGAGCUGGGAGAGGAAGAGCUGAAGAUGCUGGCAGCAACCUACUGCGGUCUGGCUGCCCAUGAGGAUGACUCUGUCCGGGCAUCAGCCAUUCAACAUCUGGGGCUGCUUCGGGCCUGGGCCAGAGACCAAAGGCUUCCCGUAACAACAACAACAGAAGAAGAAGCCAUUAAUGAACUGGUCAUCGUCCUCAUUCACCUGGAAGACGAGGAUGAGGUGGCCAAGGCCGCAAGGAGGGCUCUUUCCCAUCUAGCCCCAAAAGUCAAGUGGUGGGCGCAUCCCAACAAAUUUAGCCUCCACUUUGCACUCCACCAGGCUGCCAAGCAUCUGAGCAAGACCUUCAGCAAGAACAUCCUUCGGAGUGCUGCCUUGACAUGUACCAAGCCGUCGGCCAACAGGCUGCCAGCCGUCUCCAGGGUGGCAGCUCUGCUUCUGGGGCUGGAAGAGAUGCAGCAGCACGAGGAAGAAGGGCUCAGGCGGACAGGGAGGAGCUGCCUGAACAUCAUGCAGCGGGCCUUGGAACAUCGGCAGAAAGGCAGGGUCCAGCGCCUUGUGAGGAGGCUGCUCCGCUGUGGUCACAGGGAACCUUACCCGCAGGACUUCCUGAGCUGCAUGCCAGGUGAGUGAGGCGUCUGGUGGGCUAUUUGGAAGUCUGGUGGGCUGUU
Molecule: messenger RNA, 1053 nt
Organism: Lacerta agilis (Sand lizard)
Lineage: Eukaryota; Metazoa; Chordata; Lepidosauria; Squamata; Lacertidae
Exons: 8
Coding region: 29-1015 (328 amino acids)
Source: RefSeq, a predicted model, not a curated record